Messenger RNA from Eurytemora carolleeae, 505 nucleotides. Its product is annotated as WD repeat-containing protein 92-like. The coding region runs from base 2 to 505 and encodes 167 amino acids. The record is from RefSeq and is a predicted model, not a curated record. Lineage: Eukaryota; Metazoa; Arthropoda; Copepoda; Calanoida; Temoridae. The transcript has 7 exons. Gene Ontology annotation, molecular function: protein binding.
AAUGAGGUCGGGAGCUCCACAGAUUGUUCCGUACUUUGAGGAGGAUACAGGUAUAACCCUGUAUUCUGUAUCCUGGAUACUAUGUUCCAACCGUCUUGUUGCAGCCGGGGCAAAUACUUUUAAUAAAGGAAUAAUUCAGGUGUACAGUUUAACUAAAGAGUUGAAAAAAGAAUUAGUUUGGGAGAGAGAAAAUGGAAUAAAAGCUGUCACGUUUAAAGGGUCGUCUUUACAGGAUAGAUUUCUGGCCGUUGGUGACCUCGGAGGUCGCAUUGAAUCCCUAGAUAUAGAGGCUAAGAAGGAGGUCUGGGGGCUGAGAGGGCAUGAGGUUGUUAACUGUAUAGAUGGAGCAGGAGGAAAGGGUUCAGGAGCGUAUGAAAUUUUAAGUGGAGGUAGAGAGGGUUGUGUGAAAGUGUGGGAUACCAGAAUACCAAAUAAACCUGUUGUAAGGGAUACUUGGAUCCUGCAAGACAUACAAAUUGAAGAGUGCAAAAAUGAAAGUGCAUAG